Messenger RNA from Vicia villosa (hairy vetch), 1655 nucleotides. Its product is annotated as F-box/kelch-repeat protein At3g23880-like. Gene Ontology annotation, molecular function: protein binding. Bases 102 to 1241 code for a protein of 379 amino acids. The record is from RefSeq and is a predicted model, not a curated record. NCBI's taxonomy places the organism in Eukaryota, Viridiplantae, Streptophyta, Magnoliopsida, Fabales, Fabaceae. The transcript has 2 exons.
AUACAUUGUUACUACUAAGGAAGAAAAAUCUGGAAAAAAUUGUUAUAAAUAAGAAAUAGAGAUGAUGAGAUGAGAGGAGUAAAGUACUCCAAUCAUCAGUCAUGUCUACCACCUAUCUACCUAACAAAAAAACCAGCCGAAAACGACUGCGUUUAAGAAGAAACCCUUAUUUGGUGCCGGAGUUAGAAUCGGAGAUGGCGACGGCGGAGUUAGAAUCAGAAAUCAACAAUGAUUCACUUCCUUAUCUUCCUAUCGAUCUCGUCCCUGAUAUCUUCUGUUGGCUACCUGUAAAACUCCUGGUACAACUCCGAUGCAUGUGCAAGUCAUGGAAUUCUCUAAUCUCCGAUCGCAGUUUCACCAGAAAGCACCUCAGCCUCUCAACCACUCGCCGCCUCCAUUACCAGCAUAAACCACGCGAGUUUAUACACAAUUCUUACCCACUCGAAUCGGUUUUAACCAAUAGAUCAACCAAAGUCCCAGAACGCCGCGUUCAUUUGAACUGUAUUGCUGGUUCCUGUGACGGCAUACUUUGUAUUUCCGAUAAGCCUAACUGUUUAGCUUUAUUCUGGAAUCCUUCUAUUAGAAAGUUCAAGGAAUCUCCCCCUUUUCAAAACUUUGAAAUUCUUAACAAGGUUUAUUCGACCUACGGCUUUGGCUAUGAUCGCGUUUCUGAUAAUUAUAAAGUGGUUGUUCUUUACAACUCCGAACCUGAUUUCCCUACCAUAACUACAGUUAAAAUUCAUACUUUGGGCACCAAUUUUUGGAAAACCAUUCCGACCUUUCCUUCUGGAACACAUGUCUUUGAUGAGCAAUCUGGAACACAUGUAAGAGGUACACUUAAUUGGAUUGCCUAUACUGGACGGCGUCAGCAAGGUCCGCUUUUCAUUGCUUCUUUCGAUUUGGGAAACGACUCUUAUCAGAAGCUUUUGCCUCCUGAUCAUGCUGAGAUCUGUCAGUUUUACUUGACAUUGAGUGUCUUGAGGGACUGCUUGUGCUUAAUUUCUGAUCAUCAUAUUUGGGUCAUGAAGGAAUAUGGAAUUCAUGACUCUUGGACUAAAUUGUUCUCCGUUUCAUACAUGCAACAUCCUACUAGGUGUUUUAUCUUGUCCAGGGUAUUGUAUAUUUUUGAGGAUGAUCGACUGCUUCUGGAAACUCAUGUGGAUUGGAAAACGAAGUUGGUUGUUUAUGAUCCAAAGAAUGAUACUUUUAUGGUUACUAGACGGGGCUUGUGGAUAUGGUAACCUUUACAGUCAAGGGUAUGGAACCAACACGGCUGCUUUGAGCACAACAAUUUUUAAUGACGGUUUCAGCUGUCGUUCGAAGCUCGAGUCGGGUGGCGGUAGUGGUUCGAAGGGGAAAGGUGUUUGCUGUGUUGUAUCGAGAUUCGAAGUCGCCGCUUCCGUCUCGAUGACCCUCCCCACCCUAUGCAGAAUUUAGCACGAGGAAUGAGAGGAUCACACUGUCGAUACCGACAUCAAAUGAAAAGUGAUUUUGAUGCAUUACCUAUAAAUUCAAUUUGAUUUUUCAGUUAAAAUGUUCUGGAUGCUUAUUAAAUGUCAUGAUUCACUUUUGCUAAAGAUUUGAACGAAUCAUUAUUAUCAUAAAAGAAAGAAAUGUUAAAAACCAAUAAAAUAAAAUAAAAGAAAGAAAUGUUA